Messenger RNA from Tetrahymena thermophila SB210, 2910 nucleotides. Its product is annotated as tetratricopeptide repeat protein. Gene Ontology annotation, molecular function: protein kinase activity; ATP binding; protein binding. The transcript has a single exon. Gene Ontology annotation, biological process: protein phosphorylation. The record is from RefSeq and is a predicted model, not a curated record. Lineage: Eukaryota; Ciliophora; Oligohymenophorea; Hymenostomatida; Tetrahymenidae.
AAAAACUUAUUUUUUGUUAAGAUAUAUAUUAUUAAAUUUUUGCAAUAACUUUUAAAAAGUAGGAGAUUAUAAAAAUUACAAAUCUUUCUUUAGAAGAUAUACAAGAAAACUUAUUUUAAGACAGACGAAAAAGACACAAAUUUAUUUAUAAAAGAUAUGGGUUGUUGUUGUGGAAAAAAGCCAAUUUAGCGUAAGCAAGUUGAUCCUCCAGUCGAGUAGAAAUAGCCUUAAAGAUAUGAAGUUUAAGAAGAAGUUAGGUAGGCACCAAAAUAACCUGUCGAAUCAAAAAAAGAAGAAGUAAUUGUAAUAGAAGAACAAGAAGAAAUUAAAAUUGUUUAAGAAAAGCGCAGAGAAGAGCCUGUUGCUGUAAAAGCCGCUCCACCUAUACCUAAGGAUACCUAUACUUUAAGCGAUGUAGAUCAAAUUCCAGGAGCUCACAAACUUAAUGAAAAAGAAAAAUAUAAUGUGUUUAGAGCAAUGCUCAUACUCGAUUCUAAAGGAUACAAAAUUCUCUAAAUUACUACAGUUAUCAGUUUUGGAGUUGUUAUCAAUGCUGAGUCUAAAGAAGGGCGAGUUGUUUGUAUGAAGAUACUCUUCCAUGAUGAAUAGUUGUUACCUACAAACGGAAAUGAAGAAGAGUAAAAAAGAAUCUUAUAAAAAGAGCUUGAGGUUAUUUAAAGAGCUCACGAUUCUGCUGUUAAGGACACUAAAGGAUAUGGAAAGAGAGUCUUAAAGUACAAGAGUCACUUCAUAGAAAAUGGAAAAUCUAUUGAAAACACAAAUCUUAAAAAUAAAAGCAAUGAUUUAAUCUUGUUUGUUGAACAAGAAGAUAGUGUUAAUAGCACUCUUUAAGAAUUCAUCAAUCAAAACCGUGGUAAGCUCAACCCUCGUUCAUUCCUUCUUGUUGCAUAAGAUUUAAUUUGGGGAAUGUAGCACUUACAUAAUCAGAAAUUGGUCAAUCGUACUCUUAAUCCAGAUAAAAUUUUAGUAUCAAGUGAUGGCAAAACAUUCAAAUAUUGCGAUUUCCGUGAUAUCAAUUUAGCGGAUAACAAUUAAUAAAUUAAAAAUCUCACAAAAACAAAAUUGGAGAAAGAUAUUCAGCUUUAAUCACCCUAAAUUUAGCACAUUCUCAAAAAUAACCCAUCUAACUUAUACACAAAUGCUCCAACUGAUAUUUGGAUUAUGGGUGCUUCCUUGGCUUAGCUUUCUGAUAUGGACUAAAAGUAGUUUAACCAAUUCUCUGCUCCUGAAAAUAACAAAUUAUUUGUUGGCGAUGAUGAGUAGACAAAAGCAAAACUCUAAAAAGAAGCUCUAUUUUAAGCUAUAGCUGCUCUUUAAGCUAGUUUUUCUAACAAAAGCUAAGUUAAGUCCUCUUACAACCCUUCUGAUUCUAAAUUGAAAAACUAAUUCCCUGGAUCUAGCAAGCUUAAUGAGGACUGUAAUGAAUUAUUAUCUGAGAUUUUAGAGAUAGAUGAACAAGAGCGUCUCAUGCACAAAAUUUCAAGUAGAAUGGAUUAUUUGGCUCUUAAAUAUCACUUAAAUGCAAUUUAACCUCGCCAUCUUCCUGAUUACAUUAAAGGUAAGCAAAUAAAGACAUCAAAUGAUAGGUAAGAUAUUUAGAAAUUGGAAUAAUAAGUUGCUGCCAACCCCUCUAAUGCUCAAGACCAUGCUAAGUUAGCUUCUUGCAUAUUCUAAUAUGACAAGGAUAACAUAAAGAAAGGUAUCGACCAUAUUAACAAAGCUAUCUAAUUAGAACCAAACAACUCUGACUACUAUAAUAUCCAAGGUUGUCUCUAUGAAAAAGCUUUAAUGAUUGAAGAAGCAGAAAAAUCCUUUAAAAUAGCCGUUGAAAAAGAUCCAUCAUCUUCUCUUGCAUAUCACAAUCUAGGUUAUAUGAAUUAAAAAAUAUAUUAAAAUAACGAAGAAGCUGUUAAAUACUAUUAAAAGGCUGUUGAGAAAAAUUCAAGAGCAGAAUCUUCUCUUUUUAAUAUAGCUGUUGCCUAUAAAGACUAGAAGAAAUUCGCUGAGGCUAAGCAAUAAUAUGAAAAGCUUUUAAAAAUAAAUCCUAAUGACAGCUAAAUAUAUAAUAAUUUAGGUUUUUUGUAUGUAGAAAAUCCAUAAUUAAGAGGAAGCGAACAAGAAAGAGAAACUGAACCUGAAGCUUUAUUCAAAAAGGCCCUUGAAAUUAAUCCUAAAGAUAUAUGUGCAUUAGUUAAUCUGUCAUAAGCUCAACUUUAAAAAGAUGCAGGUUUUGAAAUGCAUUAAGAUGAAAUCAUUAAAAACUUAGCAUAUGCUGAAAAAAUAAGCCCUAAGCAUGCCUACAUUUAUUACGUAAAAGGCUUGAUGGAAAUGAUUAAAUCUGAACCUAAUUGGUAAAACGCUCUUGAUAACUUCAAUAAAGCUUUACAAUUCAACCCUGCAUUUUCUCUUGCUGCAUAUUAAAUAGGUUUAAUUUAAUAUGAAGUUUAAACUUUAAAUAAACCAUUAUCAGAAUCAAUACAACAUUAUGAAAAAGCAAUUAUAUUAGAUAGAAAUAAUUACUAUGCAUAUUAUAGUCUUGCAAUAGCAAUUGAAGACCAGCUUAAAUCCACUCACAGCCAAGCAGAAGUCAGUAAACUAAGAGCUAAGUGCUUAGUUAAUUAUCAAAAAGCCAUUUAAGUCAAGCCUGACUAUAUUGAAGCUCUUAAUAAUAUAGCUGUGUUUAUCAAAACUGUUUCCCUUCAAGAAAAUAAAUUGAAGAAAAAUUCAAAAGAAUAUGAAAUAGCAGAGUACUUCUUGAAGUAAGCAGAAGGUUUAGCUCCAAACCACAAAAUAAUUAUUGACAAUUUAGAAAAACUUUACAAUGAAGUCUAGCAAGAAGAUUUAGCCUAAUAGAAAGCAAUUAAAAGCAUUCUUGCUGGAGAAGAGUGA